This is a messenger RNA of Condylura cristata (star-nosed mole), 3340 nucleotides long. It is a transcript of the gene TRUB1, whose product is annotated as TruB pseudouridine (psi) synthase family member 1. Gene Ontology annotation, molecular function: pseudouridine synthase activity; RNA binding. The transcript is spliced from 8 exons. Gene Ontology annotation, cellular component: mitochondrion. The coding region runs from base 18 to 1067 and encodes 349 amino acids. The record is from RefSeq and is a predicted model, not a curated record. Lineage: Eukaryota; Metazoa; Chordata; Mammalia; Eulipotyphla; Talpidae. Gene Ontology annotation, biological process: mRNA pseudouridine synthesis; tRNA modification.
GUCCGGGCUACGAAAGCAUGGCAGCUGCUGAGGCUGCGGAGGUGUCGUCAUCUUUGAAAACAGACCCAGUCCCGGUCCCUGACACUGCAGGAACAGCUGCAGCCACGGCCGCCCACUCAUCGGCGACGGCUGCAGCCGCGGCGGUGGCGGCGGCGGCCAGGACGGGGUCCGAAGCCAGGGUCUCCAAGGCCGCUUUGGCGACUAAGCUGCUGUCUCUGAGCGGCGUGUUCGCCGUGCACAAGCCCAAAGGGCCCACCUCAGCCGAGCUGCUGAAUCGGCUGAAGGAGAAGCUGCUGGCAGAAGCUGGAAUGCCUUCUCCAGAAUGGACCAAGAGGAAAAAGCAGACUUUGAAAAUUGGGCAUGGAGGAACAUUAGACAGUGCAGCUCGGGGAGUUUUGGUGGUUGGAAUUGGACGGGGCACAAAAAUGUUGACCAGUAUGUUGUCAGGGUCCAAGAGGUACAUCGCCAUUGGUGAACUGGGGAAAGCGACUGACACCCUGGACUCUACGGGGAAAGUAACGGAGGAGAAACCCUAUGAUAAAAUAACACAAGAAGAUAUCGAAGGUAUUCUACAGAAAUUUACUGGAAAUAUAAUGCAGGUGCCUCCACUCUAUUCUGCUUUAAAGAAAGAUGGACAGAGACUUUCAACUUUGAUGAAAAGAGGUGAAGUAGUAGAAGCAAAACCUGCCAGGCCAGUUACUGUAUACAGUCUCUCCCUUCAAAAAUUCCAACCACCAUUUUUCACAUUAGAUGUUGAAUGUGGAGGAGGUUUUUAUAUCAGAAGCUUGGUCAGUGACAUUGGCAAAGAACUCUCUUCAUGUGCCAAUGUCCUAGAACUGACCCGAACCAAACAAGGGCCAUUCACCCUUGAAGAGCAUGCGCUUCCUGAAGACAAAUGGACAAUCGAUGACAUCGCACAGUCUCUUGAGCACUGCUCAUCCCUUCUUCCAGCAGAGCUGGCUCUUAAAAAAUCAAAACCUGAAGAGUCUAACGAACAAGUUUUGAGCUGUGAAUAUAUCACUCUAAAUGAGACCAAGGGAGAAGAUGAUGUGAUUAAGACAGUUUAAGAUUGGUUUGGGAUCAUCAUCAGUUCCUCAGUUGACAUUUGAAUCCUGAGUGCAGAAUGACAAGCUACAUGCAAAAGACAAGCAACUUUUUUUUUUUUUGCAUGAAGAAAAAGUGCCCAUUGUUUACAGUUCUAUAUUAUGCAAUUGUCUGCUCGCUAUUGAAUAGCCUUGCAGGUGUUGGUUCUUUGCUGUACUGUGAAAUACUUUCUUAUGAUGUUAUUACGCUGUUAGAGUGGAUUCAGGAAAAUCAACUUUCUGUUUUUAGCUCUCUUCAAAGUCUUUUCCUGUGAAAAAGUUGAACCUAUUUUCCCAAUCAAAGAAGAAAUGUGAACUACAUGUUUCUUUGGUGCCUCAUGUGAAUGUACAUCGGUGAUACUCUGACUUCAUUUCGCUUCCUGCUGGCGCUCUGGGAGUGAAACCCUUUCACUGUGUUUGAAAAGGCCACGAUUUAAUGCUGUCCUAUAUUUGGCAGGAUUUAUGAUUAUCAAUAGCAUUUCUUUGCUAAAGCUGCAUUUAUCUGGUGAUAGCUGUGUUUGGAAACUAAUAAACUUUUAUAAUAAAUAUUUAUAAAUGAACCAAGUUAUUGCUGCUGCUUUUAAUGUGAUAAAAGUAGAAGACUUAAUGUUGAAUUCAAUUUACCUCUGUACUAUCGCUAGGACUCCUGUGACUUAUAUUUUGGCAGCUGUGAGAUCUUUUUCCUAGUAGUUUCAUCAGUACAGUUGGCCUACCCUAUACCAAGUUACUAAACAGUAUAAUUUUUAAAAAUCAAACUAAAGACUGUAUCUUCAAUUAAAAAUUUUUACUCUCUAGUCUUUAAUAUUUAUACCUUUUUUAUAGGGCAUCAUCCCCAUGACAUUUCUUUUAGUUUGCUCUUUCAAGUGAUAUUUAUAGAUGCUGGCCUGCAGUUCCAGUUAAUCUCUUCUGCUCUAAAUAUUUAAAAACAGUUUUUCUCAAAUACUUUCACUCAUAUAGGUUACUGAAUAUACCCUUUGCUUCUUUACUAUCAUCAAAAAUACAGUCACCUUACGAAAUAGUAGACUUUAUAUGCAAUGAGUGCUGACAUAUUUUUGUUAUGGAAAAACAGUAUAUUAUGCAGCCAGUUUAUAGAAAUGCUCAAAUUCCACUUCCUUUAUUUAAAAAAAUAAAAUAGUUUCAGAAGGAAGAAUGAUGAAAAAUUUCAUAAAAUAAAAGUUCUUAAAUUUUUAUGAAUGACCUUUCUUUAAGAGGUGGUUGAUUUAAAAAAUGUUUUUAAAUAUUUGAAAUAAUUAAGUGGUUUUAUUUGUGGUUCGCCUAAUAUAAAUUCAGUAUAAAAAGUUAUAUGCCUCAGUAGAGCACUUUUGGUAUAUUGGGGACAUUUUAAAUGAAAAUAUUACAACUAAUUUUUGUCAUGACACAAAAUUAUAAGGAAGGUCUUGGAUAUCUUGACGUGUUAACUAAAAUACCAAACACACCAAGUUGUAACAGCAGGCUGCAAUGGUAGUUAUUCAUAUCUAGUUCCCUGUGGCUUGCAUCAAGCACAGGGGCAGGGCUGGGAGGCCGGUGAUACCAUUUCUUCGUUCACUGCCACUCGAGGUACAAAUUGAGGAAUAUUUAAAGUCUUCGAAAACAACCAGGCCAUUUGCCUCAACUUAAAACUAACGUGAUUUACUGGUGGGGAAGAGCAGAGAUGAGAUGAUUUGGAAAGACAAAUAACUUAUUAAAAUACUAACCAACUUUCAUCGUGACAACACUGAAGAGAAUUCUGCUAAAUGGGAAUACUACCCUCAUCAUCCUGACACAGUGAUAUCAGAACUUUAAUCCUGGGUUGAUAUUUUACCUUUUAUUGUUAUUUGUCACAUACUUAUAGUCAUAAGACAAUUAUACUUUUUAAUUGUUUUCCCCCAUUUUUAAUUAUCUGACUCCCUUUCUGUUUAGUUUUGCUAAUGCUAAUUUUAAUCACAUUCAGUUUUUAAAAUCAUUUCCCUGUUGCUAAAUGUUUAAGUUAUUUUCAAAUAUGUUAGGAUAAAUUCCUCAGAGUGCAAUUAUUAUGUGAAAUAAUAUGAACCACUUUAUGGUUCUUAAUAUGUUUGCCUUAUGCUUUCCCAAAGAGUUGUAACAAUUUAUGUGUCAAAUUGGAGUAUAUCAGUUCAGUAAAAGUUUACAGCUUUUGGUGGGGUUUUAUGUGUUGUUGCUAAUUUAGUAGGUGUAACAGUUCAACAUGGCUCUGUUUGCUUUAUAGUCUUUUGUGGAUUUUUCUGUAUACUUUUUUCAUUUAUAUAAAUAAAUGUCUUAAU